This is a messenger RNA of Equus caballus (horse), 2282 nucleotides long. It is a transcript of the gene UBE2K, whose product is annotated as ubiquitin conjugating enzyme E2 K. NCBI's taxonomy places the organism in Eukaryota, Metazoa, Chordata, Mammalia, Perissodactyla, Equidae. The record is from RefSeq and is a predicted model, not a curated record. Gene Ontology annotation, molecular function: protein binding.
GCGCAUGCGCGGACCCGGCGCCAUUUUGGUGGCCGGGCGCGGAGGUGAUUCCACACUGAGGGGAGCGCGGCGGCCAGGGUGGCAGUGGCAGCGUUCCUGGGCUCGGGUGUGAAUCGCCGAGGGAGGAGGCGGUGGAGGAAGAGGUGGCAGCGGUGGCGGUGGUCGUAGCGGUGGCGGAGGAGGCGGGUACGAAUCAGCUGCGGGCGGAGACAUGGCCAACAUCGCGGUGCAGCGAAUCAAGCGGGAGUUCAAGGAGGUGCUGAAGAGCGAGGAGGAGGAAGAUAUCAACUAGAGAUAAAAAUACCAGAAACAUAUCCAUUUAAUCCCCCUAAGGUCCGGUUUAUCACUAAAAUAUGGCAUCCUAAUAUUAGUUCCGUCACAGGGGCUAUUUGUUUGGAUAUCCUGAAAGAUCAAUGGGCAGCGGCAAUGACUCUCCGCACGGUAUUAUUGUCAUUGCAAGCACUGUUGGCAGCUGCAGAGCCAGACGAUCCACAAGAUGCGGUAGUAGCAAAUCAGUACAAACAAAAUCCAGAAAUGUUCAAACAGACAGCUCGACUUUGGGCACAUGUGUAUGCUGGAGCACCGGUUUCUAGUCCAGAAUAUACCAAGAAAAUAGAAAACCUAUGUGCUAUGGGCUUUGAUAGGAAUGCUGUAAUAGUGGCCUUGUCUUCAAAAUCAUGGGAUGUAGAGACUGCAACAGAAUUGCUUCUGAGUAACUGAGGCAUAGAGAGAGAGCUGCUGAUAUUAGUCAAGCUUGCCCCUUCUUGAGGAGCAUCAACAUCUGUUAUUUUUAGGAUUCUGCAUAGAUUUCUUUUAAACUGGCAUUCUUGCCUAAUGAUGUUAUCUAGGCACCAUUGGAGACUGAAAAAAAUCCUUGCUCUGUAAAUAAAGCUAAUUAAACGUCUGUGUAAAUUUAAAAAGGGGAAAUACUUUAAUUUUUUUCUUACUUAAUAGUGUAAAAAUUCUUUGAGCUAAGCUAAAACCAUGGAAAAAACAUGCUACUUUAGUGUUUAGCAGUGUACCAAGACUAGCGAGAGUUUGCUUCAGGAUUUCGUUGAAUAAUUAAGAUAAUAUUUUGAGUGUGUCAGGGCCAUUUAAAUUGUUGGUGUUGCAUCACAGCUACCUUAACUGUUUUUAACAUGGAUCCUCUGUGCCUGUGAAUUUACUUGCAUGCUUGUACUUGACUUCUUAGGAUGGGUAGCUGAAAAGACCACCAUUUUAAGCAUUUUGAGAAUUCUUAAAUAUGAGGUUUAUCCAGAAUUGAAGAUGGUGACCUAUUCAGAGCCUUUUUGUCCUUGUCAGCAGACUGGGGCACCAUAUCUGUUUUUCCCCUCUUGCCACACAAAGCUAAUACUCUAAUAGUAAACUUCUCUGUAUUGGUGGGGAAAUGUGCUAAGGGGCAGUAUCCCUUGCUACACUUUUAGGUCAUCCAUUCGGAAUGUUUUGUCACAGUUCUUCACUCUGAACACUUUCCUAUGUAAGCAAGUAAUAAUGUAGAAAUGGAGCUGCCAAUUUUGUUUCUCUUACAAAAACAGUCAAUACUUGAUGUUGCAGUAUUCCUAAGAUUUAAUGAAAGAACCCAACUUCAUAUUUCAGUGAAUUUGACAUCUUUCUAUUUUCAAGCUGAUGAAAUUUUUCUUUGAGAACUUGCAAGGAUGAAAUCAACUAUUUGCAAUUUUUUAGCCUAAUUUUUGCUUUAUGGAGAUUGCUUUAUCAAAUACUUUAAAAGUCACUCUUGCUUACAUUUCCCCCUAUUAAUACAUGAAAGCUGUGUUGGCGUUUUACUGUACAUACUUCAAAUGCACAUAGGAAUAGAAGUGUGUUAUAAAUCUAGCUUUCUUUAUGAUGUUUCUGAUAAAUAUAAGAAUUGAAAACUUUACCUUCUCUUGUACAUAGUCAGACUUUCUAUUUGUAUUAAAGUUACAUUUCAUUCUAAGUUCAAAAGUUUGAAAAUUAUUAGUUUUGUAAGCUCAGACAUUAAUGUGACCAUUUUAUGAAGGUUGAAAUGGAUUUAUGCAGGCAGUUCUAUACAUAGAGACACAGUUCUUAUUAAAUUUUCAGGACCAAUGCAAAAUAACAAAAAUGUAAUGGAAUCAGAAUGAAUUAAAGUAAGGCUGUAUAUUGAAACUCAUAUUAUAAAAGAUUUGCUUUCUUCAAGUGUUAUUUAUCCUAAAUUAGAAUCAUUAAGUGUUUGGAAAAUAAUUUUGAACCAUAAAUUUAGCAUAAUUUCAUUUGACUUCUCAAUAAUCUUAGAAGCAAUAAAAGAACCAUUAUUAAAUAUA